This is a messenger RNA of Benincasa hispida (wax gourd), 1413 nucleotides long. NCBI's taxonomy places the organism in Eukaryota, Viridiplantae, Streptophyta, Magnoliopsida, Cucurbitales, Cucurbitaceae. The record is from RefSeq and is a predicted model, not a curated record.
GCUAUUCUUCUUCCUUUCUUCUUUUGCUUUCAUCGGUUAUCAUCUGAUUUUACCAUACAUAAUGUUCAAAAUUGAAAAUCGUGAUUGAAAAGUUGAAGAACUAUUGGAUUAGCAUGAAGUUCUGAUGCAUACUGAAUCUGCCUCUUAUUUUGUCUGUUUCCAGACCUCCUGUUUCUGUUGAAUUGGUUAGAAGUAAUUGUCUGCGGUCUUUAAUUGCACAUAAGUAAACGCCAUGGACGCUUCGCUGCUUUUCAACCAGCUUCGGGCUGCUGAGCCCUUUUUCCUAUUGGCUGGUCCAAAUGUGAUUGAAUCGGAGGAGCAUAUAUUUAGGAUGGCCAAGCACAUCAAGAAUAUAUCAUCGAAGUUUGGUUUGCCACUGGUUUUCAAGUCCAGCUUUGAUAAAGCUAACCGUACAUCUGCAAAAUCCUUUCGUGGUCCAGGCCUGGUUGAAGGCUUGAAGAUACUUGAAAAGGUUAAAGUAGCAUAUGAUAUACCCAUAGUGACUGAUGUGCACGAAACCGUACAGUGUGAACCAGUUGGCAAAGUUGCAGAUAUUAUUCAGAUUCCUGCAUUUUUGUGUCGACAGACUGAUCUUCUAGUUGCAGCAGCCGAGACUGGGAGAAUUAUAAAUAUUAAGAAAGGCCAGUUUUGUGCUCCUUCUGUAAUGACAAAUUCUGCUAAAAAGAUUAGAAUGGCUGGAAAUUCAAAUGUGAUGGUUUGUGAGAGAGGAACUAUGUUUGGAUAUAAUGAUCUAAUUGUUGAUCCUCGGAACCUGGAGUGGAUGAGAGAGGCAAACUGCCCUGUUGUUGCCGACAUUACGCAUUCAUUGCAACAACCUGCCGGGAGACAGUUGGGCGAUGGAGGUGUUGCUAGUGGUGGCCUACGUGAAUUAAUACCAUGCAUUGCGAGGACAGCAGUGGCUGUUGGAGUAGAUGGGAUAUUCAUGGAGGUGCAUGAUGACCCUCUGAACGCUCCAGUUGAUGGUCCAACACAGUGGCCUUUGCGUCAUUUGGAGGAAUUGCUGGAAGAGCUUGUGGCAAUUGCACGAGUGAGCAAGGGAAAACAGCGUUUUAAUAUCGACUUGACGCCGUUUCGUGAUUAAAGGCACGAUGCACCAUGAAAGUUUGAGGUAUGAGAGCUAUGAUUUCAAUACUCCAUUUUUUACUCAUUGUUCACAUUGCCACUACCAGAUUAGUUUGAUUUUGUGUAGAUACUUCUGAUCUUUCUCCAAAAGAGAAUAUGUUGUAUUAGUUUUUGUUUUAUGCCAAUCAUGAACUAUUUCUCCUAAACAAUGUGGCACUGCUGCCUAGUACACUCCCCAUGCCUUAUGAAGAUGUUAUGUUGGAUUCAAUAGAAAGCCAGUUAAUGGUUUAUUAUUGGGCUUUCUACCCAUAAAACCUAUUUUAGGUCAAA